Pseudophryne corroboree (corroboree frog) is the source of this 2699-nucleotide messenger RNA. It is a transcript of the gene GCKR, whose product is annotated as glucokinase regulator. Gene Ontology annotation, biological process: response to fructose; carbohydrate derivative metabolic process; glucose homeostasis. The coding region runs from base 640 to 2511 and encodes 623 amino acids. The transcript is spliced from 20 exons. NCBI's taxonomy places the organism in Eukaryota, Metazoa, Chordata, Amphibia, Anura, Myobatrachidae. Gene Ontology annotation, cellular component: cytosol; nucleoplasm. The record is from RefSeq and is a predicted model, not a curated record. Gene Ontology annotation, molecular function: carbohydrate binding; enzyme binding; enzyme inhibitor activity.
AAGUCUUUCCAGGAUCAGGAGCUGCGGGACCCGACACACUGCACCGAGACACUGGAGAGACCGGGGACACUGCACAGAGACACUGGAGAGAGCCGGGACACUGCACAGAGACACCGGAGAGAGCGGGAACACUGCACCGAGACACUGGAGAGAGCCGGGACACUGCACCAAGACACUGCAGAGACCGAGACACUGGAGAGAGCCGGGACACUGCACCAAGACACUGGAGAAAGACGGUGCACUGCACUCUGAGACACUGGAGAGAGCAGGAACACUGCACCGAGACACUGGAGAAAGCCGGGACACUGCACCAAGACACUGGAGACAGCCGGGAAAUUACACCGAGACACUGAAGUAAGCCGGGACACUGCGCUGAGACACUGGAGAGAGCCGGGACACUGCACUGACACACUGGAGAGAGCUGGGAAACUACACUGAGACACGGGAGAAAGCCAGGAUACUGCGCCGAGACACCAGAGUAAGCCGGGACACUGCACCAAGACACUGGAGAAAGCCGGGACACUGCACUGAAACACUGGACGGGAGGCGGCUGCAGCUGGCGCGGGAGGAGGAGUUUCUGCACAUCCUACUGACCAGCCGUGGUGUCUGCAUCUUCUCACAGAGCUCUGUCCUGCAACCAUGAGAGGAAGCCGCAAGUAUAGACACGUUAUUGAGACCCCAGAGCCCGGCAAGUGGGAGCUGGCCGGCUAUGAGGAGACUCUGCCAAUCAGUGAGAAGUCCAGUCCUAUGACCAGAGAGCUAGACAAAGCUGACCCCAGUCAGAUCGUCCAGCUCCUGAGGGACUGCGAUGCUGAGAUAUUUCAGGAGGAAGAUGCCACCAUCGCCAAUUAUAAGAGACUGUACAGCGACUCCAUACUGAAUACAGUAGCGAACAUUGCUAAGAGGGCGCAGGAAAUAAUAGAGGAUCCAGACCAUGGCCUGAUUGUGUUGAGCGGUUGUGGAACAUCUGGACGACUGGCGCUGCUGCUUGCGAGUUCCUUUAAUCGGCUGCUGAGAGGGCUUCACAAGACCCCAUGCUACACAUACAUCAUUGCUGGAGGGGACAGAUGUGUUGUGACAGCAGCGGAUGCACCUGAGGACAACCCGAACCUUGGAGCACAGGAGCUGGAGAAAGUCUGUGAAGGGAAGAAGAAGGUCGUCUUUAUCGGGAUAUCCUGCAGCUUAUCUGCUCCCUACAUUGCUGGUCAGCUGGACUUCUGUAUGAAGAACCUGGAUGUGUUCCUGCCGGUCCUGGUGGGAUAUAAUCCGGUCACUAUGGCCAGGAAUGAGCGGAUAGACGGCUGGCACUCUACAUUCCGACAAGUAGCUGAGCGGAUGCAGAACCUCCAUGACACCCAGAGAGCCUUUGUGCUGAAUCCGGCUGUUGGCCCUGAAGGUGUCUGUGGCUCCUCCCGUAUGAAAGGCGGUAGCGCCACGAAAAUCCUGCUGGAGACGCUGUUCUUAGUGGCGCACAAGGCCAGCUCCAAUGUAGAGGUGACAGAGAAAUGCCUCCUGGAAAUCCUCAGGACCUACGAGCGGGCUCACAAGGUGACAUACUCGCACAGCAAGAAGAUAGCGGCGCUCCUCAAGCAAGCAGGAACAAGCCUACAGAAGAAGGGACAUCUGUACAUCCUGGGCUGGGGAACGUUGGGAAUAAUUGGUAUAAUGGAUGCCGUGGAAUGCGUUUCCUCAUUUCAUGCAGACUGGAGGGAUGUCCGGGGAUUUAUUAAUGGAGGCUAUAGCACUAUAGAGAACAAGGAUGGGGAUUUGUCUUAUCUGGGGUCAGAGUUCGGCGUCUCUCAUGAAGACUUUGUGAGGAGCGUCCUGCCAUCGCUCUCAGAGACGGACACCGUCCUCUUCAUGUUUACCCUGGAUGAUGACCUCGGUGAGGUGGAGAAGCUGAUGGAACUAGUGAAAGAGAAGACCACUAACAUCCAUGCCAUCUCCCACGCCACAGCGGGACAAUACCUGCCGAACUCAACCAAAAACCUCAUCCCAAACAUCAUGGGCAUCACCUGGCCAAUCCUAUUCCUGGAGUACGAGGGAGCCUUCAUCCAGAAGUUCCAGAGGGAGCUGAGCUGCAAGUGGAUCCUGAACACAGUGACCAGCGGCUCCUAUGUCCUCAAGGGGCAGAUUUACCGCAAUUUUAUGGUGGACUUCAGAGUCAGCAAUUCCAAGCACUUCCAGAGAGCGGUGUCUGUGCUGCAGCGGCUGACAGGGCACCCCCCGGCCCGGUGCACAGAAGUGCUCCUCCAAUCCAUUCAUGGGGAACCGGUCCUGACGGAGCAGACAAAGAACGCAGAGGUUUCAAAGCACGUGCAGGUGGCUUCCUGUAAGGACAAAGUCCUUCCUGUGGCCAUUGUGAGUUUGCUGAGGAACUGCUCGGUGCAGGAAUCCAGGACCCGCUUAGACUCCUCCACCACCAUCAGGGCAGCCAUCGAGGCAUCCCUCAGUGUACCGGGAAGGAAAAGGGGGGCUGAGAGCGCAGAGACAGCAGGACGCAGCCGAUAGGCGGCUGGGGAUCCGCUUCCUGAUUAUUGUAUUCUCCUUCUUUAUUUUUUUUGUUUAAAACGUUUACCGAUAAUAUAGAGUUUGUUUGCUGGAAAAGCACAGGAAGCAAACGUAUCCCGGGAAUCCCUAACAAUGACAGAUGCUAUCUAUUGCAUGUGAAAGUGAAUAAAGACAAUAUAUGUGGAGGA